Molecule: messenger RNA, 4368 nt
Organism: Dromiciops gliroides (monito del monte)
Lineage: Eukaryota; Metazoa; Chordata; Mammalia; Microbiotheria; Microbiotheriidae
Gene: PROB1
Product: proline rich basic protein 1
Exons: 1
Coding region: 157-3282 (1041 amino acids)
Cellular component (GO): nucleoplasm
Source: RefSeq, a predicted model, not a curated record
CGGCCUCUUUAAGGCGUUGUGACCCGGCCGCGCCGGGACCCCGGGGCGGGGAGUGCGGGCAGGGGACAGAGCGGCCGGCGGCGGCGGAGGCGGCGGAGGCGGCGGCGUACUUGUGCGCGUCCCGAGCCCGGGCCCCCUCCGCAGCCCGCCCGCACCAUGCUCUCCAUCCUAGUCCCGCCGGCCGCGGGCGGCUUCCCCUCGGCCCUUGCGCUGCGCCAGGACUCCUCGGGCUCCUCCGGUUCUUACCACACCGCGCCAGGCUCGCCGGAGCCCCAGGGGCCGCGCCCCGUCCUGGACGGGGCGGACGAUGACGGGGGCAGCGGAGUUCCUGGGCGGGGGCAACCGGCAAAGUUUGCGGGCCAGAACGCCAGGGUCCCUGGCCGAGGGGCGGGCCCAGCCGCGAGCGGGGGCUCGCAGCUUCGCUUGUCCAUCAGCGCCCAGAAUAGCCGCCAGGAGCCUGGAUCCGGUUUCCCCAAGAGGCCGGGACAGCGCCCGAGCCCUUUCCAGCUCCGCACCCUGCCGUCGGGGGAGAUGGAAGUGAUCUUCACAACCGGGCCCCUAGGUGGGACUCCCGUGCAGUCCCCCAGCGACUCGGACGAGGCGGACAGCGAGGUGCAGCAGCUCACCGAGCUCAGUCUGCAGAAUCUAUCCCGCCCUCAGGGCCCUUACCUCGACGUGCAUAGCCCCAGCGCGCAGGCCUCCUCCAGCCCAUCCCCAGCUGUCUCCGACUGCAGCAACCAAGCUGACCGCUGGGCCACUUACCUGGACCUGCGUCAGGAGGCGGAAUCUUCUGCCUCCAGGCUACCAGAACUCCCUGACACGUCCCGGAGAAGCCAGUUCGAAUGCGUGGAGGUGGCACUUGAAGACCAGGCAUCCUCGACUAAGCAGAGAACUGUCCCCAAGCGGCAGAUAGAGCUGAGGCUUAAGCCGAGCCCUCCGGAGCUGGAUUCAGCUGGGGCCAAUGGGGUCCCCAGGCGCAAGCUGUUCCUGCGGACAGGCUCGCUGGACGAGUCUCUGACCCGCCUGCAGGCCGCCUCCAACCUCGUGCAGACAGCACUGGCCAGGAAGCUGCAGGCCGAGCAGCCCCUGCGCCCAGAGCAGCUAAGCCCAGGGGGCGGAGCUCGGCCCAUCCAGACCCCGCCAGGUUCGCAGCUCCGGCCGGCCUGCGAUACCCAGAAGCCGGCGGAUUGGCCCCGAGCUUGGCCAGAGGCUCGGGAGAGCGAGGCCCCAACUAGACGGACUGUACGAAGCCCUCGAAGAGACUCAAAGGAACUCAAGCCCAAAGGGACCUCUCAGGCCAGGCUUCCCCCAAGAGAGCCGGCGAAAGAGGCACCCCUACCCCCUGGCAAGUCUGCGGGUUCGCGGGCCCCGGACGGGGUAGUUUCUAUUAGAGUGCCGAGGCCCUGGCCCAGUCUUCGAGAGCGAGCUAUUCGUCGGGACAAACCAGCCCCCGGGACGGAACCACUCGGUCCCGUGAGCUCCAGCAUCUUCUUGCUGUCGGGAGAGAAGUCCCAGGAAGCUUCUGAGUCUCGGCCCCGCAAUGAAUGGAGCCAGCAGCCGAAAUCCUUGUCCCCGAGGAGGACGCCAGAGGAUCGGCCCCGCAAUGAAUGGAGCCAGCAGCCGAAAUCCCUGUCUCCGAGGAGGACGCCAGAGGAUCGGGUGGCCCAGGAAACUCCCAGUCUGUCUCCCCAGGAAACUUGGGAUCCCGCUGUUCAGGAGUCGCUGAUUUCGUCUAUGCAGGACACUCCGACCGAAGCACUCCCGGAGACUACAUCUACGCAGUCCACUCCGGAGCUAACUGUGCAGGGACAGCACAUUUCACCCACGGGGGAGACUACAGUCCCUGAUACUUGGGAGCCCAGAGACGCCCCCACUUCCUCCAGCAGAUCACGAGUGACAAUUCCGCGACCUCGGGACGUCCGGAAGCUGGUGAAGAACACCUACUCUCUGAGCUUCCCAGCUGCCGCCAGUUCCAGCCUGGCACUGCCUGAGCCCCUUUUCGCUCCCGAGGGCCCCAGCGAGGAGAGUGAGACUCCGCCCGGAGCUCCAGAGCCCCUUGCCACUGUUCACUACACCUCGACUUUCCAGAAGGACUUCCUGCCCGUAGUGACCCAUCCCUACGAAGUCCCGGAGCCGCCGGCCCCUGGGGGAGUGGGAGUAAGUGACCCUGCUCCCCUUAGCUCCUGCGGGGCCCCACAGGGCCACCAACCUCCCCACCCUCAGCCCCAGCCAAAGGGCUACGAAGGAGGAGAUCCGACUCCUCGGAGGAAAGCAGAGAAUAAUACGGCCAAGCCCUUUGCUCGAAGCGAGAUUCGCCUCCCGGGAGCCCUGGCUUUGUCCAGGAAGCCAGGGGCCAGGGCCCAGCCUGAGUCCAGCACAGAGAUCAGCCGUGCUUCCCCAGGGUACAGUCCUCAGGCCCAACGCCUCCUUCCUGAAGGAGAGGUCCAGGCCAAUUCCCCAGGGGUUACCCUGGGGCCUCCCCCCAUCUCCAAAGAACCAAGAGAAAGGCCAGAGGUGGAGAGGCACUGCCCACAUCAGUGGCCAGGGACUGGGCAGACGCCUAGCUCCUUGACAGGGUCCCCACAUCCAAACCUCAGGGGCUCCCUCCACCUGGGGUCCUCACACUCUGACCAGGCCAGUUCCCUGGCUCUGCAGGCCCAGAGCCCAGAGCCCAGAGCCAAACCCCAACCAGGCCUUGCUGGGACCCAUCCUCCUGGGAACCAGAUUACAGCCAAACCUGCUUCCCUGUCCCAGCCCAGGGCAGCUUCAGCACCUCCUAUGGCCCAGGUCCUUGAUAGCCCCUCCCGGGGCCAGGGUAGGGGCCCUCGGGGCUCUGGAACUACCCCAUCAGGAAAGGUUCUGGUAGAUCCAGAGAGUGGUCGCUACUAUUAUGUGGAGGCUCCCAAAUCUCCUAGGUUAAAGUUGCUCUUUGACCCAGAGAGUGGUCAGUACCUAGAAGUUCUUGUUCCCCCCUCCCCAGCAGGGGCACCCCUUCGGUUCUACCCUUCCUUGCCACUAGGGCACAGCCUCUAUCCUUCUCCAUAUGGGUCCUACCCUGGGCUCUCACUACCUCCUUCCCCUGGACCCUUGCCCCUUGGUCCCCCUGACCUGCUGGCCCCAGGAACCAAACUCCCCUGGGCUCCUGAGGGUGGCACUGUGGAUGGUCUCUAUUACCUGCCCACAGGAAAUUCCCCUAGCCCAUUACCGAGUCUUCCUCUACUUCUCUACUCUGGGCCUCCCAAUUCUGGGCCUUCUACUGCUACCAAAGGCUUGCCAUUUUGAGUGUGAAGACCCCCAGGCCCUGCCCACACCCCAUUGCCUCCAUAGGCCCCACCUAAAGGGGCUGUUAUUCCAGCAGAGCCUUUGAACCCAACCUAGCCCUAACCUUCCCCCCAGUUCCUUUAACCCUGGCACCUUUCUGGUACAUACCCACUCUAGAUCCCAAUCCUACCCCCAACCCACCCCUGUGACUUGCUCUUCUUUCUUUGCCUUUUUUUAUUUCAAUUUCCCACAUCCACAUCUACCACAACUACUACUUCUUCCCCACACACUCCCCUGCCCAAGGCUCCUCAGACCCUAGCUCCCACAGGAUAUGAUCCUGACUCUGCCUCCAACCCCAUUCCCCAGGGCACUGCUGGGGAUGGAAGGGGGAACUCAGGGAGAAACUGUCAUCCUUUCCUCCCAAUCUAUCCAGUUCUUUUCCUGUGCAUCAACCCAUGGUCUUAGGCAAGUGGAGGCACUGACAUCAGUUAUAUAUGAUUGUUUGUCUGACAUGUUCCCUGUCACCAGUGACAACCCAAAAAAGGAGGGGGGAGGUGUGACCCAUCAAGAGGUGUGGGUGAUUCCAGCUGUGAGAGUGGGUUUGGGAGUUAUCCUGAGCCCUGAACUCAAGAUACAGGUCCCUCCCUGGAGUCAGAGAGUAAGGGAAGUAGUGUGUAUGUGGGGGGUUGGGGGCAAGAUUUGUGCCCAUUUUGAAGGUCUAGGAAAGAAAUGGGAGACAUUAAGUUCAUAAGAAGAUGGAUCUGGCUGUGUCUUCCAGAAGAGUGUGUGGAGUACUGGUUAGUGACAGAGGGCUCUGAAUCUUGUUUCAGGGCAGGGGAGGAUGUUUAGGAGAGCCUGGGGUCUGUAUCUAAUAUAGCCCCUCCAUGACAGGGGGCUGUUGGAAAAUACUCAACAGAUCAAUCAAUCAACAAGCAUUAAUUAAGCACUUAUCAUAGCACUGGUACCAAGAUUGAAAUAAUCCAUACAAAUUGUUGUUGUUUGUCAUUCAUUCUCCAAGAGGACCAUGACAAUCAGGGUGAUGUCAUGGCUUGCACUGAAUUGGAUUGAAGUGAGGGAGGGCUGUGCAAGGUCACCAACCUCACUCUC